Bacidia gigantensis is the source of this 1854-nucleotide messenger RNA. RefSeq lists its product as uncharacterized. The record is from RefSeq and is a predicted model, not a curated record. The transcript has 3 exons. Lineage: Eukaryota; Fungi; Ascomycota; Lecanoromycetes; Lecanorales; Ramalinaceae. Gene Ontology annotation, molecular function: calcium ion binding; NADH dehydrogenase activity. The coding region runs from base 1 to 1854 and encodes 617 amino acids.
AUGGCGCUCGACAUCGUUCUCCCUUCACAUCGAGGUCCUAUCUUCCGCUUUUGCUUCCGCUUUCUUGCUUAUGCUGGCGGCUUCAUACUUGUCAGUGGAGGCUUAGUGCUUGCCUUCUUCAUUUACGACGCCUCGACCUACCGCGAAGACCUGUCCUUCUCCGAUAUACCAGUUUCUGAAUCUGCACUAAAUCCGCGCCGUGGUGGACCUAAGAACCUACCGAUUGCGGAUGUUUUGGUUGACGACGACGAUUGUCCUGAAAACAGCAAGCUCAAGCAAAAACCAAAGCUCGUGAUACUAGGAAGUGGAUGGGGCAGCGUAUCACUACUGAAAAACCUCAAUCCUGACGACUAUCACAUUACCGUAGUUUCGCCUGUCAAUUACUUCCUUUUCACGCCCAUGCUUCCCUCUGCUACUGUUGGUACUCUCGAACUGCGAUCCUUGGCCGAACCAGUACGGCGCAUAGUACAAAGAGCACGAGGCCAUUUUCUCAAGGCAGAGGCUGUUGACGUUGAGCUAUCAGAGAGACUGCUCGAGGUUGCACAAGAGGAUCACAACGGAAAUAAACAACGCUUUUACCUGCCUUAUGAUAAGCUAGUCCUUGGCGUUGGUUCUACAACAAAUCCUCAUGGAGUCAAAGGUCUUGAGAACUGCCAUUUCCUCAAAGACAUCGAGGAUGCUCGGAAGAUAAAGAAUCAUAUACUGCAAAACCUAGAACAUGCCUGCCUUCCGACCACUUCCGAUGAGGACCGCCGGCGGUUGCUCUCGUUUGUCAUCAGUGGAGGUGGUCCGACAGGGGUGGAAUUCGCUGCUGAGCUUUUCGACAUGUUGAAUGAGGACUUGGGCAGGUCAUUCCCGAAAAUUCUGCGGAAUGAGAUCUCGGUCCAUGUCAUUCAAAGCCGGGGUCACAUCUUAAACACUUACGAUGAAGCUCUUUCCAAAUAUGCCGAAGAAAGAUUUGCGCACGAUCAAAUCGAGGUCUUGACAAAUUCGAGGGUGAAGGAAGUCCAGAAGGAAAAGAUCCUUUUCAGUCAAAAGAAUGAGAACGGGGAACCAGUAACCAAGGAAAUUCCAAUGGGGUUUUGUCUGUGGUCAACUGGUGUUGCACAGACAGAAUUCUGCAAAAGGAUUGCCGAGAAAAUUGACGUUCAGACGAACAGACACGCACUGGAAACAGAUACACAUCUACGGCUCAAUGGCGCACCACUGGGCUCUGUUUACGCCAUCGGCGACUGUUCUACUGUGCAAAACAACGUCGCCGAUCACUUGGUCCAUUUCUUGCGGAGCCUUGCGUUUGAGAAAGGCAAAGAUCCUGAGACGGUGCAGGUGAACUUCCAAGAAUGGCAAGGCAUCGCCCAGAAGGUCAAAAAGCGCUUCCCGCAAGCAUCAGAUCAUCUUCGCCGGCUUGACAAGUUGUUUGAACAGUACGAUCGCGACAAAAGCGGCACGCUUGAUUUUGGCGAGCUCCACGAACUGUUAAUCCAGAUCGAUAACAAACUUACGUCCUUGCCUGCCACUGCCCAGAGGGCAGAUCAGCAAGGCAAGUAUCUGGCCAAAAAGUUCAACAAGUUGGCCCAAGCCCGGCCGGGAAUGGCGCUUAACGACGUGGACUACGGUGAUGUCGACAACGCUGUAUACAAGGCUUUUGAGUACCACCAUCUGGGUAGCCUUGCCUAUAUCGGGAAUUCAGCAGUAUUCGACUUCGGAGGCUUGAGCUUCAGUGGCGGGCUUUUGGCAGUGUAUCUUUGGAGAAGCGUCUAUCUAGCGCAAAGCGUCAGCUUUCGAACAAGAGUCCUGCUGGCUAUGGAUUGGGGAAAACGAACACUUUUUGGAAGGGGUAAGUUGAUCCUCUGA